GUACUUUCAAUCUCAAAAAAAUCAACUCAUCGAUGGCAUCUUCAUCAUCUUCUCCCUCUGCUCCAGCCUUUUCAUCUCAUUCCUGGUGUUAUGAUGUUUUCCUUAGUUUUAGAGGAGAAGAUACUCGUCGCACUUUUGUUGAUCACCUCUACACGGCUCUUGAACAACAAGGGAUCAACACUUACAAGGACAGCGUAGCACUUCCUCGGGGUGAAUCGAUCGGCCCAUCCCUUAAGAAGGCAAUCAAAGAAUCAUAUAUUGUUGUCAUCAUAUUCUCUAAAAGCUAUGCAGAUUCGUCUUGGUGCUUGGAUGAGCUUGCACAUAUUAUGACAUGCAGGGAUAUAAGAGGGCAAAUCGUUAUGCCCAUAUUUUACGAUGUAGAUCCCUCUGAAGUCCGAAAACAAAAAAGGAGGUAUAAAGAAGCAUUUACCAAACAUGAGCAUGAGAACAAGACCAAGGUUAAAUCUUGGAGAAAAGCACUUGUGGAUGCAAGUAGCAUUUCUGGAUGGGAAACGAGGAACAUUGCUAACGGGCAUGAAUCACAAGGCAUCAAACAAAUUGUUGUCGAAAUUUCGCAGAAGGUGCAACAAGUAGCUUCAAGUGCAAAUGAGAACCUAGUUGGAAUAGUAGCUCGCAUGCAACGUUUGAAAUCAGAGUUACAAAUUGAGUCAGGCGGUGUGCUUAUGAUUGGAGUAUGGGGGAUUGGGGGUGCUGGUAAGACUACUCUUGCAUCUUCUAUUUAUGAUGAAAUUUGUCGGCAGUUUGAUGGUUGCUGCUUUAUUCCAAAUAUUCGAGAGGAAUCAAGCAGGCAUGGUCUGGGAAAGUUGGAAGAAGAUAUACUUUCAAAAAUGGGAGUAAAUAGAGUUGGAGGAGGAAGAUGGGUGAUAAAUAAUAGGUUUCAUCAUAGAAAAGUCUUGAUUGUUCUAGAUGACGUCGAUCACCUUGGCCAACUAAAAGCGUUAGCCGGAUCACAUGAUUGGUUUGGUGAAGGAAGUAGAAUAAUUAUAACAACUCGAAAUAAGCAUUUAUUAGUUGCACACAAAGUAAAUGUGAUACAUAGUAUUAGGUUGUUAGACAAUGAUGAGGCUAUUAAGCUCUUUCGCAAGCAUGCACCUCGGGAUAACAGACAUGUAGAAGAAUAUGAAAAUCUUUCUAAAGAGGUGGUCUCUUAUGCUGGUGGGCUUCCGUUAGCCCUUACAGUUCUUGGGGUGAAGGUUUUGAUACAAAAGGCUCUCAUAACUAUUUCAGAAGAUGGAAAGUUUGAUAUGCACGAUCUGGUGCAAGAAAUGGGACACCACAUUGUUAGAGGGGAACACCCUAACAAUCCUGAAAAACAUAGUAGGGUCUGGAAGGAACUUGACAUGAUUGAAGCAAUAAGUUUUAAAUAUAGUAGUGAGGGUCAGCUACAAAGGAAUAAACUUCAGAGGAAUUUUAGAUACGGCAGUGAGAAUCAGUUAAAAAGGUAUAAACGUCUUCUUCAUCCGAUUGUUGCAAACGCGAAGAACCUUAGGUGGAUUGAAUGA
Lactuca virosa is the source of this 1523-nucleotide messenger RNA. The record is from the annotation of a GenBank genome assembly. Lineage: Eukaryota; Viridiplantae; Streptophyta; Magnoliopsida; Asterales; Asteraceae.